GAUCACGGAAAGACAUCUUUAACAGACAGCUUGAUCGCCACAAAUGGCAUCAUAUCACCAAAACUGGCGGGCAAAAUCCGCUACCUGGAUUCCCGGCCAGAUGAACAGCUACGAGGAAUCACGAUGGAGUCUUCGGCCAUCUCCCUGUAUUUCUCGAUGCUACGGAGAUCUGCUCCCGAAGGCACCCCUGACAAGCGGGAGUACCUAAUCAACCUGAUCGAUUCCCCCGGCCACAUUGACUUUAGCAGCGAGGUAUCCACUGCCUCACGGCUCUGUGAUGGCGCUCUAGUUCUGGUUGAUGCGGUAGAGGGCGUGUGCAGUCAAACAGUUACUGUCCUACGGCAUACAUGGGUGGAACGGCUAAAGCCCAUUCUUGUUAUUAACAAAAUAGAUCGUCUAGUGACCGAACUGAAAUUGACACCCCUCGAGGCAUAUUCCCAUCUUAGCAAGAUCCUAGAACAGGUGAAUGCCGUGAUAGGGAGCUUCUACCAGGGAGAGCGCAUGGAAGAAGACCUCCAGUGGAGAGAAAAAGUUGAAGAGCGAGUUAAAGCCGCAGCAAUAAAGGAGAAGGAUAGGUCAAAAGCCAGUGCUGAAUCCGGAAAUCAAAUCGAUGCUGAGACUGCAGAAUUUGAAGAGCGUGAUGAUGAAGAUCUAUACUUUGCUCCUGAGAAGAAUAAUGUUAUUUUUUGCAGUGCUACCGAUGGCUGGGCGUUUACAGUUCGACAAUUUGCCGGCCUUUAUGAAAAGAAACUUGGGAUCAAACGAGCUACCCUGGAGAAAGUGCUCUGGGGUGACUAUUACCUAGACCCUAAAACAAAGAGAGUCCUAGGAUCGAAACAUUUAAAGGGUAGAAGAUUAAGCCCGAUGUUUGUUCAACUUGUACUGGAGACGGUCUGGGCAGUCUACAAUGCAACUACAGGCGGGGCCAACUCUACGGGCGACCCUGCACUAUUAGAAAAGAUAACAAAGUCUCUUUCAAUAAAGAUACCCGUGCAUAUACUUCGGUCUCGCGAUUCCAGGAACAUUCUCUCUGCUGUGUUUUCUUCAUGGCUGCCACUUUCCACCGCUGUGCUAGUCUCUGUGAUUGAAUAUCUACCCAGCCCUAUAGAUGCCCAAGCGCUUAGACUGCCUGAUAUGAUUGAUGAUUCCCCGGAUGCUAGCUAUGUUGAUCCCAAGGUCCGUGAUGCCGUGGUGAAUUCCAAGGCAGGAAAAGAAGACCCAAUCCUUGGAUAUGUCAGCAAGAUGGUAUCCAUUCCCGAGAGUGAGCUACCUUCAAAAACACGCAGAACACCUGGAGGGACCAUGUCUGCAGAUGAAGCUAGGGAAAUUGCUCGACGAAAGAGAGAAGAAUUUGCCAAACUUCGGAGUGAGGCGAAUGAUGGAGAUGUGUCUGGCCUCGCAAAUGCUUUGGCAGACUCACACCUAGAGGAGGCCAAAGUAGAAGAGAAGGUGGAUCCAGAGCAUCUUAUUGGCUUUGCACGACUAUAUUCUGGUACUCUCUCGGUGGGAGAUUCAAUAUAUGUACUACCACCGAAAUUCUCACCUAUGAAUCCACGGGCUAGUCCAGAACCGACCAAAGUUACAGUCAAGGGACUGUACCUACUCAUGGGACGAGCCCUAGAGAACCUGGAAAGUGUCAGUGCAGGAGUGGUCUUUGGGAUUGCAGGACUUGAAGGACAUAUCAUGAAAACUGGCACCCUUUGCAGCCAGAUAGAUGGAGCGGUGAAUCUCGCUGGAGUGUCUUUAAGCCAUCCGCCCAUUGUCCGAGUUGCUCUGGAGCCUGUGAACCCGGCAGACUUGAAUAAGAUGAUCAAUGGACUAAAGAUGCUUGAACGAAGUGACCCAUGUGCACAGUAUGAAGUUCUGCCAAGUGGAGAGCACGUUAUUCUCACUGCAGGAGAAUUACAUCUCGAACGGUGCCUGAAGGACCUUCGUGAGAGAUUCGCCAAAUGCGAAAUACAAGCUGGAGAAUCCAUAGUGCCAUACCGGGAAACAAUUAUCAGUGCUGCUGAAAUGAACCCUCCUAAGAACCCAGACCUACCGCGAGGAACAGUUAUAGCUACAUCCGGAUCUAAACAACUCAAAAUCAAAAUUCGAGUACGGCCGCUUCCCAAAUCUAUCUCGGAGUUUCUUCUCAAACAAGCAGAGACUAUUAAACGGAUAUAUGGACGUCGAAGACACUUAUCAACGGACGCUACGAAGGAAUCAGAUGACGAUACCCCCGAGACAGAUAGUCCACAUGAAGAAGACAGAGAGGAGGGAGCCACUUCUAGUCGCAACACACUCUCUGCUGAAGACUUCAGGAAAGAAUUAGAAACUUGCUUCAGCGCGGUAAAGGAAGAUAAAGAGGUUUGGGCAAAUGCUCUGGCAAAGAUACUGGAAUUUGGCCCUAAGAAAAUAGGAGCCAACAUUCUUUUUGAUGCUACCCCUAGUGGACGCUAUGAAAAAUUAUUUGCGGACGGUUCAAAUAACAAGUCGGCUCGAGAUUCUGCGUUGUUCUCAGAUAAGAUAUCUUAUGCGUUCCAACUUGCUACAUCUCAAGGCCCACUCUGUCGAGAACCUGUUCAGGGCGUGGCAGUGUUUAUCGAGGAUGUUACACUCGAGGAGAUUGGAGAUGAAGAACAUACUCGCUUGACAGGAGAAGUAAUAAGGCUAGUACGAGACGCCGUAUGGCAGGGCUUCCUUGAUUGGAGCCCCCGAAUAAUGCUUGCCAUGUACAGCUGUGAGAUCCAAGCUACAAAAACCAUGAAAGAAGGAACGUCCUUCUUCACAAUCUUAUCCCUUCUACCAGUAGCUGAAUCCUUCGGAUUCUCAGAUGAGAUCCGGAAGCGGACGUCUGGUGCUGCGUCUCCGCAGCUGAUAUUUACUGGAUUUGAGAUGCUUGAUCAGGAUCCGUUCUGGGUUCCUGCUACGGAAGAGGAGCUUGAAGAUUUAGGUGAGUUGGCGGAUAAAGAGAAUGUGGCCAAGAGGUAUAUGGAUAGUGUUAGGAGUAGAAAGGGAUUGGUUGUGGCUGGUAAGAAGUUGGUUAAAGACGCCGAGAAGCAGAAAACAUUGAAAAGAUAG
This is a messenger RNA of Trichophyton verrucosum HKI 0517, 3063 nucleotides long. RefSeq lists its product as uncharacterized. The transcript is spliced from 4 exons. Gene Ontology annotation, cellular component: ribonucleoprotein complex; cytosol. Gene Ontology annotation, biological process: cytosolic ribosome assembly. The annotation marks the transcript as partial. The record is from RefSeq and is a predicted model, not a curated record. Lineage: Eukaryota; Fungi; Ascomycota; Eurotiomycetes; Onygenales; Arthrodermataceae. Gene Ontology annotation, molecular function: GTP binding; GTPase activity; ribosome binding.